Python bivittatus (Burmese python) is the source of this 3186-nucleotide messenger RNA. Its product is annotated as vitamin D3 hydroxylase-associated protein-like. Gene Ontology annotation, molecular function: fatty acid amide hydrolase activity; amidase activity. The record is from RefSeq and is a predicted model, not a curated record. Lineage: Eukaryota; Metazoa; Chordata; Lepidosauria; Squamata; Pythonidae. Gene Ontology annotation, biological process: fatty acid catabolic process.
UCCUGGAAGCCCCAAAAAUACAGCCAAUUCUCUCAAGAAGGAUUUACUACCAUGUCUUCCCACCAGUCAACAACUACUAGAAUCUAGCUUAUUUCUAAUGUGAGAUGCAUUGAAAUGACAACAGACCAACAUUUACAAGCUGACCAAAUAAAUGCAGCUCCAUUUGUUGUGAUUGGCUUCCUUUACUUCAAUUUCUAAUGGGUGAGCAGGCAAGAAACAGGUGAUCAGUUUUGAAAGAAGUUGUGAGCUCACAAACUCAGUGAAACGAAGCCAGGAAGCAGCGACUGAUAACACCCAGAGUCUCCAAAGAUUGUCCAUAGGUCUGGUUCCAGAAUGCUGCAAGGAGCUUCUACCACAAUCCAAGAAUGGUUGAACCAAUCCUGGCCUCAGGAUAAAAUCCAUCUCCAUGUGGUUGUGGCCCUGACCUGCGGUUCAUUUGCAGCUUAUUUGGUACUGAAAUGGUUAGGCCAGAAAAAGCUUAAAAAACAAAUAGAAGAAACAAGAAGGGAAAGGGAUCGUGGCUUGGUACAAAUGGAAAAAUCAGUGCAGGCAUUUAAACGCCAGAGCUCUAGGGUACCAACUGAUGACAUCCUUUCUCUGCCUCUGGUAGAACUGGUUAAGAGGCUGAAGGAAGACACUUUGUCUCCAGAUAUUGUCCUUUACACCUAUAUGGAAAAGGCUUUAAUGCUCACCAGGGAGGUGAACUGUGUGCGCCAUUUUAUUCCAGAAUGUGAGCUGCAUCUUCAGGAACUGAAAAAGCAGGAGGAGAAGGGUGCAUUGUAUGGGGUACCUGUCAGCAUUAAGGACCACAUUGGAUACAAGGGCCAUUUGUCAACAUGUGGCUUUUCUUAUUUUCUUGAUGUGGAAGAAGAGGACAGUGUGUUAGUAAAGGUAUUAAAGAAGCAGGGAGCAAAUCCAUUUGUAUUCACCAAUGUCCCGCAAUCUUUAUUCAACUAUGACUGCAGCAACCCAGUUUUUGGGCAGACUGUGAACCCGUUUGAUCAUAAGAGAAGCCCUGGGGGCUCAUCUGGAGGGGAAGGGGCUCUAAUUGCUGGAGGAGGUUCCAUCUUGGGAUUUGGAUCAGAUGUGGGUGGAAGUAUCCGCCUGCCCUCCAGCUUCUGUGGUAGUUGUGGGCUGAAGCCAACCGUAGGUAGAUUGAGCACUUCUGGAGUAAAGGAGCCUUUUCAUUUUCUCUCAAUUACAGGAACAAUAGGACCAAUGGCAAGGGACGUGGACAGUCUUGCUCUGGCCAUGAAGGCUGUCUUGUGUGAUUACAUGUUCCAGCUGGAUCCCAGUGUGCCACCUAUGCCGUUCAAUGAAGAGAUAUACCGAAGCUCUGCACCUCUACGGAUUGGAUAUUAUGACUCAGAUGGCUAUAUCAUGCUUCCACCGUGCAUGAGAAGGGCUGUGCAUAAAACCAGGAAGCUUCUUCAAGAAGCUGGUCAUACACUAGUUCCCUUCAGCCCACCUUCUGUGGAUUAUGUCAUGGAUGAACUUUAUCUGAAAAGCAUUUUUGCUGAUGGAGGCUCAGCUCUGACGGCCUUGUUUGAAAGAGAUAUAGUGGAUCCAGGUUUGAAAUUCCAAGUGAAAAUCCUUAAAAUCCCAACACUGGUGAAGAAAGCUUUGGCCAAGAUCAUCAAGUUCUGGCUUCCCCAAGUGGCUGGGCAGCUGAAUGCAAUGUGUGGAGUGAGGAAUGUGAAGGAACUAUGGGAGAACCAUGACAAAUUGAUGGUCUAUCGUAAAAAGUUUAUUGAGCAUUGGAGGAAAAACAAGCUUGAUGUUGUCCUGUGCCCAGUUCUGGGUCCUGCCUUCAUUCUUGGAUAUCCUUCAAAAAUACUUGCUGCUAUCUCUUAUACUAUGCUAUACAAUACCUUGGAUUUCCCUGCUGGCGUUGUACCAGUCGCCACAGUUACAGAAGUGGAUGAAGAAGAGAUGGAGCAAUACGGAAAACGGUAUAACAUCUGGGAUCAGAUCCUGAAAAAGGCAGUAAAAGGUGCUGUUGGGCUUCCUGUAGCAGUUCAGUGUGUAGCUUUACCAUGGCAGGAGGAAUUAUGCCUUCGGCUCAUGAAAGAAGUAGAGAUGCUGUCCAACAAAGAGCAACAGAAGAAAGUAAUCUGAACUUGAUAAAUAAGCCAUUUGCAGAUCAAGGAUGCAACUGGACUUAGAAAAAUAAAUAUCAAGGAUAUCCUUGAAUAUCAAGGAAUCUCUGCUAUAUAUAACAUGACACAUGUUUGAACCCAGAAUAUUCAUAUUCAAAAGGAAAGGAUUGUCUUUUGUCUGAGUUUUCCACUUCUGCAAAUCACUAUGAAGGGCUGGUCCUGCUUCUUCUGAAUUCUUGUAUUUUAUAAGCCCUAUUGAGGCAUUUCUCUUUCUACUCAUUUACAAUUAUAGGAGAUGGCUGGUGGGAGGUUCACGCUUUCUGUUUUCUGCCAUAUUCCCAUCCUUCAUCUCCAUUGGACAGAAAAUCAGUAUUUCAUAAUGGGGUAAACCUAAAUGAUCAUACAAUGUUGAACCACUUAGCAAAGCCCAUUAUCCGUGAAUCAGAAUGGGGACUUGUACUUGGUCAGGUGGAAGAGGCAUAAUAUUGGCACAUUGAUCUAAACUGAAAUGGGUGAAAAGCUUUGAUAGCAAUGCUGACUUGCCUUUUGCCCUUUUUUGAGAUUAGUACUGGGUACAUGUUCAUCUACCAUAUAGAAUUCAGUGAAGGUGAUAUUUGUUGCUCAUAUUGAUUAUGAGUUAAUCAAUGGGAGUUAAAAUCCACCACAUUUAGAUGGCACCAGAUUAGAGAAAACUGUGCUGUAUUGUUUGUCAUUCUCAAAUAAUUCCCUUUUGGUGGAAAACAAGGGGCAGUAAGUCAAAAAUAUACAAGCUCUGGGGUUUGCUGCUGUUUUGCACCAAACUGGUUUGCUAUGCUAUCCAAUGUUUGAAGUUCAGAUGAUAACAGUUGGAUUAGACUUUGGUGCAGCUUUGUAUUUAAUGUGAAUGUAAAAGAAUAGGGGAGAAUUAUUUCAUUCCUUUUGCUCCCUUUUUAAGAGGCUAAAAACUCAUGUUCUAGUUGUUUUCCACAGCUGAAUGCUGAUAAUUCUAUUGGCAAUUGUGAGUGAUUACUACAUUAUCUGCACUCAGAAAAAGUUAUUGUUUUGAAUGCUAAAAGAAUUAAUGAUACAUAAAACUAUGUUAUUAUUG